This is a messenger RNA of Oppiella nova, 447 nucleotides long. The record is from the annotation of a GenBank genome assembly. NCBI's taxonomy places the organism in Eukaryota, Metazoa, Arthropoda, Arachnida, Sarcoptiformes, Oppiidae.
UGGUAGAGGUGUGCGAUUCGGCACUUCCUCUUCCUUUUGGUGGUUAACGUGAGUGUUGUUGUAGUCCUCACUCCUCUCAAGUCAGUGAUCAUCACCUGAACAAUGACGAAAGGGACGUCCAGUUUCGGAAAGCGUCGCAAUAAGACCCACACUUUGUGUCGCCGAUGCGGUCGAUCCUCGUAUCACAUCCAGAAGAAGACAUGUGCUUCGUGUGGAUUCCCGAGCGCUCGCAUCAGGAAAUACAACUGGUCCGUGAAGGCCAUCCGGCGUAAGACGACGGGAACGGGACGUAUGCGUCACCUGAAGAAAGUGUACCGAAAAUACAAGAAAGGCUUUCAAAGCAUUGCCCCCAAAGUGAAAGGCUCUGCACCCGCGUCCGGAUCGGCCACCACUGCCUCCACUUCGAANAUAACCAGACAACUGGUCCGUGAAGGCCAUCCGGCGUAA